AUGGCACACGAAAUAGAUACCAUCUUAUCCACUUUAAAGCUCGAGGUCGAUCCUGAAUUAUCUCAACUUUUCGAUGAUUUUGAAGACUUAUAUGAGAGAAAGCUAUGGCAUCAGUUGACUGAAAAGUUGACAACUUUCUUUUAUGAUGACAGAUCAAAAUCCUUUAGACUUCGCUUGUACAAUCAAUUCGUUAAUAAAUUUUUGGAUAAAAUCAAUCAAUUGAGCGCUGUUGAUUUCCUAUUGCAAUCCUUACCAGAAAAUGAGAACAUUGAGGAGUCUUUACAAUAUUUACAAGAUCUCCAACAGGAAUUCAAGAAAAUUGAUGAAAAGAAGCAAAGGAACGAUGGAUUGAAACCACACGUUGAUGGAAACUUGCUAUUAGACAUAGAGAUUGCGCGCGUUAAGUUAGCGGAAGGUGAUUUGGUUGAAGUAAGGGAUAAAUUGGAUGCCAUUGGAAAGAUCCUUGAUGUCCAAGACUCUGUCCCCUUGAGAGUUACUGGUGCAUUUUACUCCUGUAAUGCAUCUUACUAUCAAGUGAAGAAAGACUUUAACAAUUUCUACUAUACAAGUCUUCUAUAUCUUUCCACAAUCAGUUCCGAUGAACAGAACCAUAGGCUAACAAAGUUGGAGCAGCAACAGCUAGCAUACAAUUUGUGCAUUGCUGCGCUAUUGGGAGACCAUAUCUAUAACUUUGGUGAGUUAUUGAAUCAUCCUAUUAUUUCUAGUAUAUCUGGGGAUAAAGAAUAUGAAUGGCUAUUCAGAUUCCUCAAUGCCUUAACCGAGGGUGAUUUCCAUAAGUUUGAUGAAAUUUCCAAAGAAAGAAUACCAAGAGUCCCUACUCUAGCUCAGCAUGAAUCUUUCUUGAGGCAAAAAAUCUGCUUGAUGACCCUAGUAGAAAGUGUGUUUGCCAAGUCUAUCAGGACAUUGUCGUUUCAAGAUAUUGCCGAUGCUACCUUCUUACCUAUUGAUAGUGUUGAACACUUAGUCAUGAGAAGUAUCAGCUUAGGUUUAUUAAAGGGUUCAAUUGAUCAAGUUCAACAGUUAGUAACUAUAACUUGGGUGCAACCAAGAAUUAUAAACCAAGAACAAAUCAAGAAGAUGAAGGACAACUUGGUAAAAUGGCAAGAUGAAGUGACUAAAUUAGCUGGGAAAAUUGAAAAUAGAGGUAAAAGCAUCUGGGUAUAA
Messenger RNA from Kluyveromyces marxianus DMKU3-1042, 1185 nucleotides. It is a transcript of the gene RPN9, whose product is annotated as proteasome regulatory particle lid subunit RPN9. Gene Ontology annotation, molecular function: structural molecule activity. Gene Ontology annotation, cellular component: nucleus; proteasome regulatory particle, lid subcomplex; cytosol. The record is from RefSeq and is a predicted model, not a curated record. The coding region runs from base 1 to 1185 and encodes 394 amino acids. NCBI's taxonomy places the organism in Eukaryota, Fungi, Ascomycota, Saccharomycetes, Saccharomycetales, Saccharomycetaceae. Gene Ontology annotation, biological process: ubiquitin-dependent protein catabolic process. The transcript has a single exon.